CUUCUGCUCUCUGGUCACCAGCUCAGCAAAAUGUCUCACAGUUGCAUCUUUCCGAGUAGUAGUAAAAACGCCACGGGCACCGUUGCUCUUAACAAUGCAGCAGAUAUCUCCGUUAUUGUGGUUUACUUUUUGGUUGUACUGGCUGUCGGAGUAUGGGCUAUGGUCCGCACCAACAGAUCCACGGUCGGUGGCUUCUUCCUUGCGGGGAGGAGUAUGGUGUGGUGGCCGAUCGGAGCAUCUCUGUUUGCCAGCAACAUUGGCAGUGGCCACUUUGUAGGAAUUGCUGGGACUGCUGCAGCUGCAGGGAUCGCCAUCGGUGGAUUUGAAUGGAAUGCUCUUAUAGUGGUCGUCAUUCUGGGAUGGCUCUUUGUGCCCAUCUACAUCAAAGCUGGGGUGGUCACCAUGCCGGAGUACUUGAAGAAGAGGUUUGGAGGACAGCGCAUUCGCAUCUAUCUCUCUGUGCUGUCCCUCUUCCUGUAUGUUUUCACCAAGAUCUCAGCAGACAUGUUCUCUGGAGCCAUUUUUAUCAACCAGGCUCUUGGGUUGAACAUCUACCUUGCUGUUAUCAUGCUGCUAGCGAUUACUGCGCUGUACACUGUCACAGGUGGAUUGGCUGCAGUGAUUUACACGGAUACCUUACAGACCAUCAUCAUGGUUGUUGGAUCGUUCAUCCUCAUGGGCUUUGCUUUCAAUGAGGUGGGAGGCUAUGAAAGUUUUCAGCAGUGCUACAUGGAGGCCGUCCCUUCUUACACGACCAACAUCAGCGCCGAAUGCUACGAGCCGCGAGAAGACUCCUUCCAUAUUUUUAGGAAUGCGAUUACAGGAGACCUGCCAUGGCCUGGCCUUGUGUUUGGACUCACCAUUCAGGCCACCUGGUACUGGUGCACUGAUCAGGUGAUUGUCCAGCGAUGCCUCUCAGCCAAGAAUUUAUCUCACGUUAAGGCGGGCUGUAUCUUGUGUGGUUACUUGAAGCUGCUGCCCAUGUUCCUUAUGGUUUUCCCUGGGAUGAUCAGCAGGAUCCUCUAUGCUGAUGAGGUGGCAUGUGUGGACCCAGCUAAAUGUGAAAAAUACUGUGGUGCCAGUGUGGGCUGCACCAACAUCGCUUAUCCCAAACUGGUGGUGGAUCUCAUGCCCAAUGGUCUGCGAGGUCUUAUGCUGUCAGUGAUGCUGGCCUCCCUUAUGAGCUCACUUACCUCCAUCUUUAACAGUGCCAGUACUCUCUUCACAAUGGACAUCUACACUAAGAUUCGACGCACAGCCAAUGAAAGGGAACUUAUGAUUGCUGGCAGACUGUUUAUCUUGGCCCUGAUCGGUGUGAGCAUAGCAUGGAUCCCUGUGGUGCAGUCAGCCCAGAGUGGUCAGCUCUUUGACUACAUCCAGUCCAUCACAAGCUACCUAACACCACCUGUUGCAGCUGUCUUCAUGCUUGCCAUCUUCUGCAAACGUGUCAAUGAGGCUGGUGCAUUUUAUGGCCUCAUGAUUGGCCUGCUGAUCGGCUUGUCAAGGAUGAUUGCAGAGUUUGCUUUUGGGACAGGCAGCUGUGUUAAUCCCAGUAACUGCCCCACCAUCAUAUGUGGAGUCCACUACCUCUACUUCUCCAUCAUUCUGUUUGUUAUCUCCUGCAUCAUCAUCCUGGGAAUCUCUCUCGUGACCAAACCCAUUGACGACAAGCAUUUGUAUCGACUGUGCUGGAGCCUGAGGAACCGUACAGAGGAGCGGGUGGACCUUGAACAGGACGAUUGGAUUGAUAACCAAGAUACCGACAAUCAAGACAAAGAGGAGUUGGAGGAAGAACCAGGCAUGUGCAAGAAGGCGUUGAUGUGCUUCUGCGGCCUGGAGAAGCAAAAUGCCCCACCGCUGACUCCAGAGGAGCAGGCGGAGCUGCAGAAGAAGCUCACAGACACCACAGAGAAGCCUAUAUGGCGGCGCGUUGUCAACGCCAACGCCCUCAUCCUCCUGUGUGUGGCUGUUUUCUUUCAUGGAUUUUACGGUUAAAGAAACUCGACUGACCCCAAAUGCUCUCAGAUCAUUUAGGAUUUUAUACGAAUGUAAUUUAUGACCAUAUGAAUGGUUUCCAACAAUCCUCCAAGAUGAGAAUAGGAGACCUUUGCUUACUCUAUCAUCAUUAUUACUGUAGGAAUGUCCUGCAUGGGACUCCUCCAGGACAUAAGAUAUAUUUUUGUAAAAUUAAAUGUCUGCCUAAAACUGGUGUAAACAUUUUUAGAGUGACAGUCCACCCCAAAAUCAAAAAUACAUGUUCUUUCUUUUACCUCUAGUGUAAUUUAUCAUUAAGAUAGAGUUUCCAAGAAUAUAUCUUGAAAAUAAUUGGACUAUAUGUAGCAAUUGUAGUGCUUAAAGCGCCAAGAGAAAAAACAAAACUGAAAAACUCUACAAAUCAUUCAUGACUCAGAUACUAAAGAUAAUGGACAGGCCUUCUUGUGAGCAGUUUCAUGUAGGAAAUAUUUUGUUUCCAUCAAACUAUACCCUACAAUUGAAUCACUGCACAGAAGGAAGCAUUCAUCUACACUGCAAAAAGGUGUCUAAAAACAAGAUAAAAACACAAAAUCUGAGGGAAAUUAUCUUGCUGCAUGGACAGAUAAUUUCACUUGACAAGAUUUCUUGAAUUAAGAUUGUUAAAUGUAGAAAUAAGCAUGUUGAACACUUAAAAAUAAAUAAAUGAACUCUUACAACAAGAUAAAUUAUCUAACACUUCUAAAUCUAAGUUUUUUUUUUUAUCUCGGUAAGAACCAAAUCAUUUGCAGUGAACUCAUGGACAAGAGUCUCUUGCUCAUGACAAUGUGAGAUGUAAACAUUAAAGGUGUCGUUCUAAGAUAAGCUUUAACAUAAGAUGGCCCAGGUGACCUAGUAGUGUCAAACAUUUCCUUCUGCGGAGUGAUACUUUGUAGUUCAGAUAAAGGAAAACGGUUCCUACAACCCCUAUUACAAGUUGGGAUGCUGUGUAAAACAUAAAUAAAAACAAUAAUUCAGAAAUAGUUUAUAUAUUUGCAACAAACCAAAGUUUACCAGUUUGAGCAUUAUAUAUUUUGUCUUCGGACUUAAAUCAUUGCAUUCAGCUUUUAUUACAUUUGUAAUUGGGUUUGUUCAUGAAACUAUUCACAACAAGAUUUAUAAAUUAUCUUGAAUAAAUUGGUCAUGAUUUCUGGAAAGAGAUAUUGCUGUUUAGUUUCUCAAAUGGUUUGAGUUUGCAGUGAACUGUCCCUUUGAGGUACAUAAUACUAAUUUCAAAGUUUUGCAGCUAAAGUAAACCAUACUGAAAUAUAAUAACACAUAAAACACUUAAAUCAUAAUAAUAUUGAGAAUUUUCUCCACAUGUUCAGACCCCCCACACAGUUGUAGGUCUUCCAGUGUUAACUAUGAGGUUUUCUUCUUGUCUUAACUGUUGCUUUUAGUGAUUGUAUAAUCAGAAAGGGCAAGGGUGGCUUUGCAAAUCAGAACAGGUCAUAAACUAAGCUGCAGGGUGACUCACUGCUCAUAGCAGAAAUAUAAUAUUAGAUUUGUGCUAAUGACCACAGGUCCUUGUUAAUAUGAUAAACUAAUCAGAAAUGUUUUUUAUCUUCAGCAGUAAUAAGUAUAAAUAAUAUUUUAUUAUAUUAUGACUGUCCUUUCCGAUUCAAUUUACUGGAAAAAUCAGUGCUUCUUUAUUGUCUCAUGGACUUUAUAGUUUGCAAGUAAGCGAUGAUAGAUUUAUUUAAAGCAUGUGAUAUACAAAAUGCUUUACAACUUACUUGUAAUACCUAAUAACAGAUGUGUUUCUGAGGACAAGAUAGAAGAUGUUAAAAUUCAUGGUGAUUACUAGAUGAUUACUGUAUUUGCUACCUCAUUCGAUAUAAGCCUUUUUUUCUUGUGUUAGCUCAAAGUCCAUGAGUGCUUUCACUUCUGAAAGCUAUGCUUCCCACUGUAUGUUGUUUUAGGUGUUAAUGGAUAAAAGCAUCUCAGGGAAGAAGGUUUGUGAAUUGCACAGAACCCUGUUUGUCUCUUUGCUUCCCUCUGCUGGCUCACUGUUGUUAUUUAACUGCACAUUCAAUUUCUGGUCAAAUCUGCUCUUGCUGAGGUAAACAAUGCCUUUUAUGUACUUGGUAAAUAAAUGCUGAAACCACACAUGAUCACUUUUCAAUAAACUGUAAGUCAUUACCAUUGUAACGCCCAUUAUCUCGCUCUUAUCACCACCUCUGUGGUUAAUGUGCACUAAUGUAGGCCUUGAAUACGUGCACCGCUGUUGAAUGAUUUAUGAUCUUUACCUUGGAAGAGCAUGAUGCGUCUCUGUAGUUUUAUCUUUUGUAUCCCUGCGUAAUUGUUCAGAGGCUGCAUAUGACUUUAUAUCUGCAGAAUCACACGUCUGUUGCUAAUUCUGCUGGCCUGUGUCGUGACUAAGUGCCACAAACCACAGUCAAAAGGUCAACAUAGAGGCUCAUCUGGCU
This is a messenger RNA of Centropristis striata (black sea bass), 4439 nucleotides long. RefSeq names its product solute carrier family 5 member 1 (gene slc5a1). The coding region runs from base 31 to 1995 and encodes 654 amino acids. The transcript is spliced from 15 exons. Gene Ontology annotation, cellular component: plasma membrane. Gene Ontology annotation, biological process: transmembrane transport; sodium ion transport. Lineage: Eukaryota; Metazoa; Chordata; Actinopteri; Perciformes; Serranidae. The record is from RefSeq and is a predicted model, not a curated record. Gene Ontology annotation, molecular function: D-glucose:sodium symporter activity.